This is a messenger RNA of Carassius auratus (goldfish), 2686 nucleotides long. RefSeq names its product serine/threonine-protein kinase Sgk2-like. Gene Ontology annotation, molecular function: lipid binding; ATP binding; protein kinase activity. The transcript is spliced from 11 exons. Bases 127 to 1917 code for a protein of 596 amino acids. NCBI's taxonomy places the organism in Eukaryota, Metazoa, Chordata, Actinopteri, Cypriniformes, Cyprinidae. Gene Ontology annotation, cellular component: extracellular region. Gene Ontology annotation, biological process: lipoprotein metabolic process; lipid transport; protein phosphorylation. The record is from RefSeq and is a predicted model, not a curated record.
GGCGGGUGGAAAGAGAGAGAAAGAAGAAGGACAAAGAAGGAGGAACAAGCACGAGCAAAACGCUGAAAGUGGAUUUUAACUUUAAUAUAACUGAUGAGUUGUCAUUGUCUUCUAUGAGGUGGAAACAUGAAUGAGUUACAGAUGCAACACUAUAGCAGACUUUCUGACUCCAGAAGUGACAGGAAUGAAACCAAUCUCUCUGACUCCAGUGAUGACAGCGAUUCAAGCAUUGGAAUACCUCCUCAUUUCAGUCAAUUGUUAGAAGAUCAUGGAUACACCAUACAGAAAGAAAUUGGACAAAGGGCUUCGAGAAAAGUGUUUCUGGUGUAUGACGAAGAAGGAAAUCCUUAUGUAAUCAAAAAGAUUAAUUCCAAAAAUAAGAGGGAAAUCGAGAUCUUGAAAAGUUUGGAGCAUGGAUAUAUUGUUACUUAUGGGGAUGUAUUUGAAGAUGAAGAAGCAGGACUCUUUUAUGUUGUGAUGGAGUAUUGUGCUGGAGGAGAUCUUCACCAGAGGAUGCAAGCACAGAAAGAAAGAGGUUUUUUUGAAGAACAGCAGAUUCUUGACUGGUUUGUUCAGAUUUGUCUGGCUCUGCAGUAUAUUCAUAAGAGAAAUAUUAUUCACAGAGAUAUAAAGCCACAGAAUGUUUUUCUGACUGAGUAUGGUUACAUCAAUCUUGGAGAUGUUGGAUGCUCAAAAAGAUUGGAAAGAGAUUAUGAGUAUUCAGAAUCAUUAGUGGGUGCAGAGCUGUAUGUCAGUCCAGAAGUUUUGAAAAAGAAAUAUAAGUCCAAAAGUGAUAUCUGGUCAUUGGGAUGGUUGCUCCAUGAUCUCUGCAUGCUGGAUGUGUGGUCAGAUGCCAUAAAGCGUCGUUUUCAAUAUGCCAACAGUUUGACAGGAAACACCCCCAAAAUCUCGGAGAGAUACUCAGAAGAACUACGAAAAUUAAUUCAAGAAAUGCUCAGCUGUGACCCUACACAGAGACCUUCGGCUGAUGAGAUCCUAGCAAAACCAUUCCUGAACAAUGCAGUAAAGAAAAACCAGGGGAUUCCAGUGGGCCUUGAAGAAAGGCUCAAGGAAUCCUUCAAGAUCUUUGAUGAGGCCUACAAUAAGCACUAUCCAAACUUUGAGGCCUUAGUUGAAGAAUGGAGAGUAACAACAGAUACAAUAGAAGAGGUUCAUCGUAAAUGCACUAUAGGCUCUCUGACUGGUUCAGUGAUUGGAGCAGCUGGAGGAAUCACUGCAGUGGUUGGUGCAAUUUUGGCUCCUUUCACUUUUGGAGCAUCUCUGAUUGUUACUGGUAUUGGGAUUGGAGUUGGUGUAGCAGGUGGUAUAACAGGUGCUGCUUCCAGCAUUACCAAUACAGUCAAACAAAAUUCACUCCGUGAGAAUAUUCAGAGAAUUCAGCAGAACUUUACAGAUGUGACACCACUUUUCGACUCACUGAAUGCACUGAGAAGGGUACUGAAAACAGUCCAAAAAUUCAAGGAUUUUGUCAGUGACUCCUCUGGCAACAUGCAAGUGUCACACAAUGUAGACAGAAGUAGACUAGUGUGUGGCACAGAACUCAUGCAUCUAGGUCUGCUGGCAAAUGUUGGCAGAAUUGCUGCUCAAAGCGCCAGAGUAGGACGCGCAGCAGCUACAGCGGUAGCCGCAGUCACAGGAGUGUUGAGUGGAAUAUUAGUCAUUCUUGACACAUUCUUCAUAGUACAAGACUCCAUAGACAUUCACCAGAUGAGACAGGGACAAGUAAUUGAUCCAAACAAGGUCAAGUCAAGUUUACUCAAGUCCAUUGCUCAGAUGAGGAAAACACAUACAGAUCUAUGUAAUGUCUUAAAGGAAAUUAAAGAAACAAGAAAGGAACUAAUAAAGUAUAUAGAAAAGGCCAGGGCUUACAGAUAUUUAAAGAGUUCAAACAUAUAAAUAUGAUACAAAUCAGAUGCACACACUACAUCCAACUAAUUUGUCUGUGAGCUUUAGUGAAGAAAAAGGGUUUUGCUGAAAAUUAUUAAUGGUCUAUGUUGAACACGGUCAAACGACACCACUGUAAACCCAAAUUUUGAUUCAACUCAAAGAGAUCGAGUUCUUAUUACUUAAAUGUUUCUAAUUUAUUGACAUUACUUGUUAAUUCUGAGUAAGCUGAACUUUUUCAUGUCCUUUCUUAUUGUACUUUUGUUUUUACGUCCAAUCAGUAGUUUCUACUAAAAACAAAUUGAGUUUGUAUUACUUAAACAUCUGUCAUUUCUUUACAUUACUUAUGAAUUCUGAGUAAACUGUACUUUUUAAUGGCCUAUCUUAUUGUAAUUAUGUGUUUGAGUUCAAACAACUCAAUAUCAAGUUUUGCCUGUUACUAACAAGACUGGCUGCAGCCUGGCGCUUCCCGUCUCAUGCCGAGGCGUGUUCAACGGUUCAUAGGGUCAAAAACUAAAUAUGAAAUCGCUAAUUAUUUUCCAUGGAGUCAUGGGUAAGUUUGUGAUUUUUGGAUUUUAUUGUUGUGUCCCUGAUGUUAACAUAAAAUUGCAUUCUGAUGCUAACUUUUAUACAUUAUUUUAAUCAUUUAGACAUGUUUUUUGCUGUCAGUAAAUAAAAUAUAAAUAUUUUUUCCAUUCAUGUAUUAAUUGCUUGACUGAAAAUUACGAAGUACGCUUUGUGCAGAUAUCGCAGAGUCGCUGUGAGGAGUUAGUGCAUCUAA